AUGGAAAAGAUAUUAGAAAAAAUACCAGUUAACAAAGAAAAUCAAAAGUUUUUUAUUAGUAUGUUUAAUAUGUUUCUUAAUUGCUAUCGAUUUAAUGCAUUUACAACUGAUACUAAAAAAGAAUUAUUAAGUUCAUUAUUAUCAUCUACUUCUAUUAAACAAUUUAAACAUUUUCAUGAGUAUCAUAUUCUUAUUAAUCAACUUUCAACAAAUAAUGAAGGAAUAGUCUUUGAUAAAAUUGAAAAUGUAUUGAAUUAUCGUAAAACAAUAUAUUUUAUGUUUGAAAAUGAAUUAGACUUAGUUACACCUGGUUCUGUUAUUAAUAUGUGUAUUUUCUUAGAAACAGAUCCACUAGCAAAUGAACAAAUACCUUUAUUAAUACAUUGUAUUUCAUAUUUCAUUCAAAAAGAUUUAUCACUUUCAUUAUUUUGUGCUAAACAAUUACGUUCACUCAUUUGUGAAAGAAUUAAAUUAAAUGAUGAAAGUGUUUCUUGUUUAAUUCAACUUAUAAAUCCUUCUAUUGAUAAACAAGUUAUCUUCAUUAUUAUUGAUAUUUUGGUAAUAUUGGCAACGUACAAACAAACCAAAAAGUUCAUUAAACAACAAAUUCAAAGAAUUAAAACAAUGGUUUUGUCUUUUUCAAUAUCUAUUCAAAGUGAAAUCAUAGGUAAAUUAUUUACAUUAUUAUGUGAUCAAUGUGUUGUAUCAAAUAAAACACUUCAACCUAAUGACCAUAUUGGAAUAUCUAAAAAUUCAUUAAUUGUUACAUUUGCAUCAGUUUAUCCAUUAAUUCUUUCAUUAACUAUUCAAAAUACAACUACUUAUUUAAGAAGUGCAUUAAUAGAUUUUGUUAGUUUUAAUUCAUAUAAUUGUAGUAAAUUCUGUAAGUAUUGUUUUGAUGAUCUUAUGAAGUUAAUUUCAAAAACACCAAAAGGAGAGACUAAAGAAUUUCUUGUGUGUUUGGCAAGUAUUGCAGUAACACCAUCUUGUUCAAUUCAACAAAUGAAAAAUUUAAUGAGAGAUACUGUUUCUGAACAAUCAUUUUCAUCAGAUAGCUUUUCUAUUUUAAAGAAUGUAUUACAAGAAACAUCUCGAUUAGAUUUUAAAUCCUUUUUCUUUAAAAAGAAUUCAUUUAUUACAAGUCAAUGUCCUAUUUCAUUCAAUUACAAAUCAUCGUCAAUAGUUCUUUGGUUUUGUCCACAAAGUAUUAUAAAUGAAGCACAAACCUUAGCAAUGUUUCAAUCACCAGAACAUCAUUUAAUGAUUAUUUCAAUUACAAAUCAAAAUUAUCUUCAAUUAAGAUUAGAAAAUAAUAAAAUUGAUUAUAUUACAAUAGAUAUUAAAUUAAAUGAAAUGGAAUGGUAUUGUGCAGUUUUUGUCUUCCAACAAAAAAAUAAUGAAAUGAUAUGUGAAGCAAAUCUCAUUCAAACAACAAAUGUUCAAGUUAAAACUAUAUCAGUACCAAUUCAACCUCAUGACCAAUCUAUUCUCUUUUGUGAAGAAUGUUUUGGAUGUUCUAAAGUGAAGAAUCAAUAUUCUAAUUAUUUUGUUGGAUAUAUUUCUUCAUGUGUAAUUUUCCCAUUAUCACUAACUCAAAUGGAUAUUAGUCAAAUCGACUUAAAUAUUAAUACUUAUCUUUCUCAACCAGAACUUUUUAUGUCAAAUUUAAAGAAAUUAUUUGUUUUAUCUACAAACCCAAUUGAAACACAACAAAAUAUUAUUGGAGAUAUUACACCAACAUUUAAAUAUGAACAUUGUAAAAUCAUUACAAGUACUUCAAACAUCAAUUCAUUCCAACAAAGUGGUUCAUUUAAAUUUAUUUUUAGUCUCUUUGAACUUCUUUCUAUUCAUCCAGAACAAUUAACCUCUAUAAAUUCAAUUUCAAAUAUCAAUUCUAAUUCAAAUUCACAACCACAAAGUCAAAGUCAAAUUCCUUUAUUAUUAACAUCAAGUGAUAAAGUAGAAAAUUCAAAUGUUAUUAAUAAACAAAGUAAUACUAGUUGCAAACCAUGGACUACCUUGUCUAAUCCAAACGAUGAGCAACAAAAGAAAUUAAUAGGAAAUAAUUUAACAAUAAAUGUUUCUACACAAAAGAAAAGUGUUAUUGGUAAUAAUAGAACACUUAUAAAGAAAAAACAACAUCAGUCAUUUAAAAAACCACAAGAAACAAUUGUAUUAGAUGCAAUAUUAUCUAUUUUAUUAAAUUGUGUUAAAACACCAAAAAUGCAAAAUGAAUUUAUUUUAUUAAAUAUUGCAAAUUAUCUUCAUUAUAUUUUAAUUGCUUUACCUUCAGAAUGUAUAACUAAAAAGUGUUUUGAUGAAAUACUUCAAUUAGCUGAGAUUUUUAAAGGAAGUUCAAUACGUUCAUCAUUUGAAUCAAUAUUUCUUGAUUAUAGAAUUUGGAGUGGAUGUGAAAAAGAAAUACAAAUACUUAUUAUUGAAGAAAUUAAAAGUUUAAAAGAACCAAUUAAUUUAUUGAAGUUUAUUGUUAUGAUUGAAUUAUUUAUGCAACCAUAUCAAAUUACAAAAUCAAUUCAAUUUAUUUCAUUAAAUCAAAAAUUACCACUAAAUGAAAUUGAAGAAGUUUAUAUUACUACAAUAACUGGAUUCUUUCAAAUUGCAUCAAGAAAAAUAACAAUAGAAAAUAUUACAGCAAUCAAUCAUUAUUUAUAUAUGAUUCAUGAUGAUGAUGUAAUUAGAAAUACAUUAGAUUUAUUAUUUAUUCAUUUUCAAACAUUUCAAAAAGAGUAUACUCCUUAUGCAGAAAUUAUUGUAAAUAAUUGUAUUAAUAUUCAAUCAAUUAUUCCAUUUAAACAACAAUAUAAAAUAUUAUUGAUGAUGUUAUUAUUCUUAGAAACUGUUAUUCAAACUAAUCCAAUGUUUGAUUGUAAUACAAUAACAUUAUUAAUAUUAAGUUGUAUUUUUGUAUCAAAACAUUAUGACUCAAAUUUGUAUUAUCUUCUUAUUGCACAAUCAGUAAAAAUACAAUUAUUAUUAGAUGUACCAAAAAUUAAUUUAUUUGCAAUGAGAUAUGCUGAAGAUAGUAUUAAAGAACAAAUUUGUGAAACACUUUAUAAUAAUACAUUAUAUGAUAAUUUUCCACAAAGUGCAUUUAAUUUAAUUGAGUCACCGAUUGUUAUAAUGAAUACAAUUCAAAUAACAAAAGAUAUUAAACAAAGAGAUAAAUUAUUUAAUUUAUUAAAAGUAUAUAUAAUUAAAAAAAUGACUUAUUUAAAUAAAAAAGCACCAGAAAAAAUUGAAGAAUUUAUAAAUAUUAUGAUUACUUCUGCUUUUUAUUAUACAGAAGAAAUGAUUAUGGAAAAUGAUGAAGAAGCAUUCAAAUUAUUACUUUUUGUAUUUGAACAACUUGAUAUUCAAAUUAGACCAAAAAUAUCAAAAUUAAAACAAAAAUCAAAUAAAGAUAAACAACAUAUUAUUAAUUGUUGUCAAUUAUUCUUACUUAAUGUUUAUCAUAUGACAUAUAAAUUUAAAAAUUAUUUAACUCAAUGUAAUUUCAUUCUUUCUUCUAAUUUAAUGAAUGAAAGUAAAAGUUGUUUCUCACUUCUUCUUGUUUUUGUUAAAGAUAUAAUACAAAUUCCAAAUUGUUUUAAUUUUAUUAAUGAAAACAAUACAUUUAUUGAACUUAACUUCCUUGAAUUAUUAUUAACAACAAUAUUACUUGAAAUUAAUUUAAUUAAUGAACAAGAUGAUAUUACUAAUUUAAUUCUAGUUAUUCUAUCUUAUGCAGAAGAUGAAAAAUAUUCUCAAUUCAUCUCUUUAGAAUUCUUUACUUCUUUAAUGUUACUUAAACAAAAUCAAAAAUUAUUUAAUUCAAUUCUAAGAAUUCCAUCAAAAUUAAAUAAAAAUUAUAAAAACAAAUUAAUGAUUAUUGCAAAAGAACUUACAGAAAUAUUAAAUAUUACCUCGAAUGAUUCAUUAUUUAUUAUGUCUCUUCUUAGUGGAACACUUUCAUCUAUUGAACAACUUCAACACCUUCAAACAACACAAUUUAUUAAAAGAAUAAAAGAUUUAAUACUAAGAGAUGGAACUGGAAUUAAUUCAUAUCAAACACAACAAGAAAUGAGUAUGUCAUCAAUAACUGAUUGUAUUAAAAAAUUCUCUAAAAAUGUAUUACAAUUAAAUGACACUAUUGUUAAAGACUUUGAAAAACAAUUAAAUCAAAUUCAACCAAUUGUUGAAGAAAACAAACAAAUAACAAAAAGUAUUAUUGAAGAAUUAAAUGAAAAUUUAUUUGAAUUAACAAAACAAUGGAAGAAAUUUACAGAAGGAAAAAAUGAAUUUAAAAAUGAAAUGAUUAAAAAUUAUUGGAAAUUAACUAACGAAGUAUCAAAUGAAGGAUUUAAAAUGUUUUGGAAAAUUAAUAAUCAUUUUGAUGACCAUAAAACAGCUAAAAUAUAUUCAGCUGAAAGAAGUCAACUUGAAGAUGAAAAUAAUGAAGAAAUCAAUAACAUAGGAGGUUUUAUUGAAAAUUGUAUUGAAUGUGAAUGGAUUACAUUAAAAGCAUUUAAAGUAAUAAAAAAGUUUCAAGGAAGAAUUACAAUUAGAGGAAAACUUGAAAUUAAAGAAAAAGAAUUAAUAUUUAUUAAUGAUCCAUUUGCACCAAAUAGUGAAUUUAAAAGAACAAAAGAAAAACGAUAUAUUUUUCAACUUAAUGAAGUUAAAGAAAUAAUAAUAAAACGAUAUUUUACAGAGUUUAAUGCUAUUGAAAUAUUUUUUAAUAAUUCAAGUCAAUACUUCUUAUUUAAUAAUGAAAGUAUUACAAAGAAAGUAUAUAAUAAAUUAUUAAUUCUUUGUAAUUUACCAGAUGAAUCAAUAGAAUUAAAAUUACAAAAAAUAACAGAAAAAUGGAGUAAUGGUAAAUUAAGUAAUUUUGAAUAUUUACUUAAAUUAAAUCAAUAUGCAAGUAGGUCAUAUCAUGAUCUUAGUCAUUAUCCUAUAUUUCCAUGGAUUAUACAAGAUUAUACAAGUAUUUCUCUUGACUUAUCUAAUCCUACAAUUUAUAGACCAUUAGAAUUACCAAUACCUUGUAUUAAUCCAAAAAGACAUUCUGAAGAAAUGAAAAGAUUUGAAGAAUUAUUUGGAAAGAAUGGUGUAAUUAAAGACCAAGUUGCAUAUAUUUAUCCAACAUUUUAUUCAGCAUGUGAUUAUGUAUUUCAUUUCUUAGUUAGAGUUGAACCUUUUACAACAAUGUUUAUUCGAAUGAAUGAAAAUCAUUAUGAUAGACCUGAAAGAAUGUUUUAUUCAAUUGGACAUACUUGGGAUAUUUGUAUGAAUUCAACACAAUGUAAUAUUGAAUUAAUUCCUGAAUUUUUCUAUCUACCAGAUUUCUUAAUUAAUGAAAAUUCAUUUGAAUUUGGAAUAAAUCCAGUAACUCAAACUAUGGUUGACAAUGUUACAUUACCUCCAUGGGCAAAGAAUGCAUAUGAAUUUGUUAAUAUUAAUAGAAGUGCAUUAGAAUCACCAUAUGUUAGUUUAAAUAUUAAUAAAUGGAUAGACUUAAUAUUUGGAUAUAAAAGUUGUGGUGAAGAAGCAAGAAAAGCAGAUAAUUUAUAUCAUCCAUCAUGUUAUAUUGAAAAUUUUAUUAAAGGUGGAGAAGAUGAAGAAUUAUUAAAGAAACGUGCUAUGUUUAGUGGACAAUUACCAGUUCAAUUAUUUACAAAACCACAUCCAACAAGAAAAUUAGCGAUACCAUUAAUGGUUGAUAUAUGUACAAAACGAUGUUAUUGUAAAAGUUUAAUUAUUCCAGAAAGUCCAUGUAUUAGUUCAUGUUUAGAUGAUAAAGGAAUAAUAAUGAUAACAAAAAAUACAAUUUAUAGAACAUUAUAUUCUAUGGAAUAUUGUCAUAAAAAAGGAACAAUUAAAAACAGAAUAUUUGAUCAAAAAUUAUUAUCAAGAAAUAAAAGAUUUGCUAUUUCAAAAUGUUGUGGUGUUAUUCAAAUUAAUAGUGAACUUAAACAAUAUACAUUAAAAUCAAAUGAAGUUACUUCAAUUCUUUUAUUUGAAUAUUUAAAUAAUGAUUAUUUAGCUUUUGGAUGUUCUGACUCAUUAGUUGGAAUUUGUUGUUUGAAUCAACCACAAGAAGUUCCAAUUUAUUUAAAUGUACAUCUUAAUAAAAUUACUUCAUUGUUCUUUGAUAAUAAUUCUCAUAUGUUAUUUAUUGGUGAUGACAGUGGAUUAGUAUCAUGUUAUUCAGCAAACAAAUGGAAAUAUAUUUGGCAUAUUAAAUUAUUAAACGACACUACUGUAUUAUCUAUCAUUACUUAUGAACAAUAUAUUUAUGUUUCAACACCUUCUAUAUUAUAUGCUAUUUCUUUUAAAGGAAAAAUUAUUACAAAAUUAGAUUUUUAUGCUCAAAUCCUUGUUAAUUCAUUUAUUCCAGGUACUAUUGCAGCAUUAACUAACAACAAUGUUCUUUGUUUUAUUUCAACAUCAUUACUUAGUUGUUUACCAAUUGACGUAAAUAUGCCUGAUAUUUCCAAAGAAGAAGUUAUUUCAUUACAUUAUCAUCCCAAUGCAAUCUAUAUUGUAUUAAAAAAUGGAACUUUGUCACGUAUUUCCAUGUCGUUAUUUGAUAACUAG
Messenger RNA from Entamoeba nuttalli P19, 6600 nucleotides. Its product is annotated as Beige/BEACH domain containing protein. The transcript has a single exon. Lineage: Eukaryota; Evosea; Mastigamoebida; Endamoebidae. The coding region runs from base 1 to 6600 and encodes 2199 amino acids. The record is from RefSeq and is a predicted model, not a curated record. Gene Ontology annotation, molecular function: protein binding.